GCCAAGGCCCUGCCCCCUUCCGUAGGACGAGUCAUUUCCGUCCGCCGAGAAACAGAGAAAGAAGCCGGUGGAGUUGCGGGCAGAGCGCCUCGGGCCGGACUUCCCUGGUCGCAAGUGGCAGGCCGGCGCUAGGGAUGGCCGAGGUGGAGCCCCAGGGCCGCCUGUGGCUGGAGAGCCCCCCUGGGAGUGCGCCCCCCAUCUUCCUGCCCUCGGACGGGCAAGCCCUGGUCCUCGGCCGGGGACCCUUGACCCGGGUUACCGACCGGAAGUGCUCCAGAAACCAAGUGGAGCUGGUCGCAGACCCUGGGACUAAGACCGUGGCCGUGAAACAGCUGGGUAUUAACCCUUCAACUGCUGGGACCCAGGAGCUGAGUCCGGGGGCAGAAGGCUCUCUGAGGGUGGGGGACACACUGUAUUUGGUCAACGGCCUCCACCCGCUAACCCUGCGCUGGGAAGAGGCCCGCACGUCUGAAUGCCAGCAAGACACUCCACCUGGCACCCCUCCGGUGGCCCCAGACGCUUCAGGGGACGUUGAACCACCGAAGAAGAAGCGGAUGCGGAAGUCAUCCUCCUCAUCCUCCGGCUGGGAGAAUUUUGAGAAGCUGCUAGUGUUUACAGCACCUGGGGUGAAGCCCCGGGGCAAGGUGGCCGCCUUUGAUCUGGAUGGGACCCUCAUCACCACCCGCUCUGGGAAGGUCUUUCCCACUGGCCCCAGUGACUGGAGGAUCUUGUACCUAGAGAUUCCCCGUAAGCUCCGGGAACUGGAUGCGGAAGGCUACAAGCUGGUGAUCUUCACCAACCAGAUGGGCAUCGGGCGCGGGAAGCUGCCGGCAGAGGAGUUCAAGGCCAAGGUGGAGGCUGUGGUGGAGAAGCUGGGCCUUCCCUUUCAGGUGCUGGUGGCCACGCACGCCGGCUUGUACCGGAAGCCGGUGAUCGGCAUGUGGGACCAUCUGCGGGAGCAGGCCAACGAGGGCGUGCCCAUCUCCGUAGGGGACAGUGUCUUUGUGGGAGACGCAGCCGGACGCCCAGCCAACUGGGCCCCGGGGCGGAAGAAGAAAGACUUCUCUUGUGCGGACCGUCUGUUUGCCCUCAACCUUGGCUUGCCCUUCGCCACGCCGGAAGAGUUCUUCCUGAAGUGGCCCGUCGCCAGCUUUGUGCUCCCCACCUUUGACCCGAGAACCGUCUCCCCCUCGGGGCCGCUCUACCUCCCUGAGGCCAGCUCCCUCUUGAGUCACAGCCCUGAAGUGGUGGUCGCCGUGGGAUUUCCUGGGGCUGGCAAGACCACCUUCCUGCAGGAGCAUCUCGUGUCGGCUGGCUACGUCCACGUGAACCGGGACACCCUGGGCUCAUGGCAGCGCUGCGUGACCACGUGCGAGACCGCUCUAAAGCAAAGGAAACGGGUUGUGAUCGACAACACAAACCCGGACCCUCCCACCCGGGCCAGGUACAUUAAGUGCGCCCGGGACGCAGGGGUCCCUUGCCGCUGCUUCCUCUUCGGCGCCACGCUGGAGCAGGCGCGCCACAACAACCGGUUCCGAGAGAUGACGGGCUCCUCUCACGCCCCCGUGUCCGACGUCGUCAUGUUUGGCUACAGAAAGCAGUUCGAGGCCCCGACGCUGGCGGAAGGCUUCUCGGCCAUCCUGGAAAUCCCGUUCCGGCUGAAUGUGGAGCCUCCCCUCGAGCGGCUGUACCGCCAGUUCUCAGAGGGCUGAGCUGCCCCUGCCCCCCAACCCCCAAUAAAUGGUUUUCCUUUAA
Prionailurus viverrinus (fishing cat) is the source of this 1755-nucleotide messenger RNA. It is a transcript of the gene PNKP, whose product is annotated as polynucleotide kinase 3'-phosphatase. NCBI's taxonomy places the organism in Eukaryota, Metazoa, Chordata, Mammalia, Carnivora, Felidae. Gene Ontology annotation, molecular function: polynucleotide 3'-phosphatase activity; protein binding; double-stranded DNA binding. Gene Ontology annotation, cellular component: nucleus. Bases 135 to 1712 code for a protein of 525 amino acids. Gene Ontology annotation, biological process: DNA repair. The transcript has 17 exons. The record is from RefSeq and is a predicted model, not a curated record.